This is a messenger RNA of Physella acuta, 6150 nucleotides long. Its product is annotated as nuclear pore membrane glycoprotein 210. The record is from RefSeq and is a predicted model, not a curated record. Gene Ontology annotation, cellular component: nuclear pore. NCBI's taxonomy places the organism in Eukaryota, Metazoa, Mollusca, Gastropoda, Physidae.
AAUAUGGCGCUGUCCAUAAGACCGGCAAUGGCGCCAAUGGCAUUUGUGUAUUUAUUGUUUUGUCUGAAUAUUAUUGUCAUCAGUGGUGCCAAAUUAAAUGCUCCUAAAGUUUUAUUGCCGUAUUAUAGCUCAGUCAUAACUAACUUUACUUUGCAAGUUGAAGACUCUCCCGAGGAAGCCCAGACAGCUAACUGCUAUCGAUGGCGUUCCACUCGUCCUGAAAUAGCCCAAGUACAGCUUGUAAAUUCAACUGAUGGAUCUUGUGCUCAAACUGCGAUUGUCUCUGCCAUUUCUAAGACUCCACAUCAAAUGGCUACUGUUAUCUUAGCUGAGAAUAAAGUAACUGGAGAGAUUUUAAGAACAAAUGUCAUUGUUGGUGAAAUUGUUCGACUUGAAAUCGAGACCACUACCCGAUUGUUAUACUUGGAAGAUUCACCAGAAGAGCUUAUUGCUAGGGGUUAUGACAGUGAAGGUAACAUUUUUUCAAACUUGGAGGGAAUGUCAUUUGAGUGGAACUUAAUUUCUGACAAUGAAACUGGACACGAUGCAGUUGAUGCACAUAAUAUUUUGAGGAUUAAACGUUUUUCCGAGUCCCAUUACACCACUCCACGACACAUUGUACCACUUGAAGAACAAGGUCAGCAGGGUGAUAUGAUUCUUGUUGAAGGUAUACGCACAGGGAGUGCAAAGGUUUCUGCCAAACUGAAAGAUCCUGCCUACAAGAAUGUUAAACCACAUGAUGUGCGGAUCAUGGUUAUUGCAAAUAUAAUGUUGUCACCUCCUGAAGCAUAUGUAUUGACACAUGGAUAUGUUAAAUAUAAAGUUGAAAUUCUGAGACAUAAUUCAUUGAAAGAAAUAAAAAUGCCGUCAAAGCAGUACUAUUUGGAGAUCAAAGAUCAAGAUAUCUGUAAACUAGAUGCACAAAACUCAAUGGCUACAGGACUUGUUAUGGGAUCAACAGAAGUUGUGUUAAAAGACCGUAACAUUGUUUUAACAGAGUUUUUCAGACAACCUUCUGCUAUGAUACAUGUUGUUGCUCCAGGAUUUUUGGCUUUUGUUGUCCUGCCUCACAGAAAGUGGAGUUUAGAAACAGGAAGAGAGUAUGAAAUCUAUGUUGAAAUCUAUGACACUGACAGUCACAAGAUUCAACCAUCUGAUAAUGUUCGUGUGCUGACAGAAUUUCAGAGCAAAUACUUUCAAGUGCUGUUUUCCAGCACUAAUGGGACAUACCACAUAGUCAAAGCACUUCUGAAAGGAGAAACAUUAAUUGAGGGUACUCUUGUCGGGAUUCUGGAUUCUAAUGGUAAAGAGCAAGCUGUGCGACCAGAGGUAAAGAGAAGUCAAGAUGUUGAGAUUCAUGAUCCUAUCACUGUAACACCACAGUUAGUCCUCUUCCCUUGGGAUCCUGUAUCUAGGUGUGUGCAUAGGUUCUCAGCAAAAGCUCAAGGAGGUAGUGGAGAAUAUGUCUGGAGCACAUCAGAUGUUAGUGUAACAUCUGUCAAUAUAAAAGGACAAAUCUCAACAGUUGGUCCUGGAAAAUGCAAUGUCACUGCUGCAGAUGCUAGAAAUUCUGCCUAUUAUGGAUCAUCCACUGUACAUGUGCUCCCUCCAGCUGAAAUUAACUUCCCUCUUUCUCGUGUUGAAGCAGCUGUUGGCACCACUCUGAUACUACCUAUAAAUGUAUUUGCCCUAAUUGACAAAAACCUGCAUUCAUUCACUGAUUGUCACCAGCUUCCUCUUACCAUCAGCUAUAGUGAUAGCUCUAUAUUUGAACAUGUUGCUCGUGAUGAAAAGUUACCCUUUGAACUGCCUGAAGAUGGAUGUACAUCACUAACAUUUCUUGCUAAGAAGCAAGGCUACACUGAGGUCACAGUAACUUACCAAAUAAAGUCUUUAAUUCUCCAAGCCUCUGUUACCAUUGCUGCUUACCAUCCUUUAAAGGCCAUUGAUCCAGAGAUUGAAACAAUUGUGGCACUUGGUUCCUCUAAAGAAGUUCUGUUCACUGGUGGACCACAGCCAUGGGUCUUGGACUCAUCAAAGUUUUUUCAGAAUUUGAAAGCAGAAAAGGAUGACUUAGUAAAAACAGAGAAACUUUCCCCAGGAUCAAUCAUCCGAGGAGUUCAUGCUUUUGUGAUCCUCUGCAGAGAUAUUAGUGAACAGGAAAUUCAAUUGUCUGUUGGUAAUGAAAAAACUGCCAAAAAUCCUUACCCUGUAACUGAGACAACAGCAAUCAGGUUUGUUUGUGCUAAACCUGUGGAGCUACAUCUUCAACCCAUCCUCAAGAUAAAUCCUCGUCUUCCACCAUGUCCAGUACAGCAUGAAAAUCAUUUACCUAUGCCUGUGCACUGCGGCAAAGACCUGGACAUUCUGGUAUCUGUGACAGAUUCCAUUGGACGUAGAUUUGACAACAUUUCAUCCCUGGCCAUAGAGUGGACCGUAUUGCCAACCAGUCUGGCAGAACUGUUGUACACUAAGGAGUUGAAGACCCAUGUAGAUUCUCAGCCUGAUGGCAAGAAAAGUUUGUUGAGUUAUCAAACCAUAAGGCCAUUAAAAAAAUCAGGCAGCAUUUUUAUCACAGCUUCAAUAGAGCGCUAUAAAAUUUCUACUGCAAAGGCUGUUGGCAAAACCCCUGAAAAACUCAAUCCAGUCAUCUCAAAAUCUCUAGAACUACUUUUAGUGGAUGAGGCAGUUUUGUCCCCUUCUUCUGUUUCUGUGUUCAAUCAUCCAUCAAACAAAGUAAAUAUAGACAUCCACCAUGGCUCUGGUUUUUUCCAUCUAGAGAGUCUUCAUUCCCCUGUUUUAGCUGCCAAGUAUGAUUCUAAAGGAAAAGCAAUCCAGGUUAACCCUUUGAAAGAUGGAUCCCAAUCGCUUACUGUAUAUGAUCUUUGCCUUGAUGUGGCCACCCAUCCUUCAGUCACAGUUUCUGUAUCAGGUGUUGGUAGUGUCCACAUUAUGGUCAUUGAAAAAGUGGAAGUGUUAAAAGAAGUUCUAGCCAAAGUUCAAGUACUGGAUCUGAAAGGGAGGCCACUACUUUCCAGUUUUUUCCCUCUCAUGGGGUUAAAACUAGAGGCAGCAUCCAAUAUCGUUACACUCAGACCUCUUCAUAUGGAUGUGGGAGAUGGUGUAACUGGUGUUUACACUGUGUAUGGGGCAUCUGUUGGACAUACAACUUUGACUGCCAAUGUUAAAUUACCUACUGGUCAAGUUAUUCAUAGCACACCCAAGCCCUUAGAGGUUUUUCCUCCUUUGCGAUUGGAACCAAAAAAUAUAACACUAAUCAUUGGUGCUGUAUUACAGGUCCUAGCCUACGGUGGCCCUCAGCCACAAAGCAAUGUUGAAUUCUCUAUACUGGACAGUAAGAUUUCCACAGUAACAAGUGGUGGAAUUUUGGAUGCCCAAGACAUUGGCACUACAAGAGUUAUAGGGAAGGCUGUAGGAACAGAUUCUGUGACUGGUGAAAAAGUGGUCUAUUCACAGGAUGAUGCCAUCGUGAAUGUAAUAAUCUUAAAGGGCAUAAGAAUUCAUGCCCCACUUACCAGACUUCAGACCGGCACACAGAUGCCUGUCUAUGCAAUGGGUGUGACGGAGAAUGAAACACCAUUUUCAUUUGGCAACUCUGUUCCACCACUAAUCUUUAUCUGGACAGCAAGUAGUCGUGAUGUCAUUCAGCUACAGUCCAUUUAUCACAAGAAUGGAAUCUACCCUGUUGCUGAAAAUAAUUUUGCCCAGCAUGCUCUGGCUAGAGAAACAGGCCAUUCCAGCAUUAAAUUGAGGGUGGAGACUUCACGUGAAAGUAGGUUGCAGCUCUAUGAUGAUGGACCUCUGUUUGAUGAAGUCCAAGUUCAGGUGUUUGAAAAAUUAACAUUGCUCAACCCAUCUGUCUGUCAUGGUAUUAUAAGAAUUACCCCCAACACUGACACUUUUCUAAAGACUAACAGGGACGUAGCAGCUAGAGUUCAAUACUACAUCACACAAGAUAACAAUUCUCCGGUUGUGAGGAUAAUGGACAAUGGUCAACUUAGAUCUGGUCCCUUACCUGGCAGUGUUGUGCUGCAUGUAGUCGCUGAGGAAGAGUUUGGGAUAAACCAGACACUUGUUAUUCUAAUUAAGGUGAAACCUGUAUCCUACUUGAUGAUCAACCUAGACAGCAACAUAGUUACAGCCUUACCCAAUCAACUGACCGCUGUGCCUUUGGGGUCAACUCUACAGUUCUCUGUCAGCUAUCAUGACGAUGUAGGGGAUGAGUUUUAUGCCACAAAUGUACAAUUGGGUAUUCGAUGCAACAGAUAUGAUCUACUGCAAGUAUCAAAUGGUGUUGAUAACAAUACCCUAAUUGUCAGGGCUAGUGAGAUUGGUAAUGCAGUCCUUAAGGUGUGGGAUAAACACAAGCCAUCUACAGCUGAUUAUGUAAACAUCCCUGUGGGGCAUGCAGUCUCCCCAGCACAGGUGUCAGUUACAUUGGGAUCCAUCAUUUGUUUUACCUCCCCACUCAUUACUGAGUCUGGUCUAGAAGGAACAUGGCAAUCGAAGUCAUUAUCACUUAGCAUGGAAGACAACUUGGGGAUCAGUGUUGCCAAAGCUGUGGGUCGUGCAUUGGUUACCUAUACUGUUGCACCAACCAUAUCAACUAAAACAGAAGUGAACAUUGAACCCAUAAAAUCAAUCAAAGUAGAUAAAGGACUUGGUUUUCUAAGUAACUCAGAAGUGAUCAAAUUAGAUAAAGGACUUAGUUUUCUAAGUAACUCAGAAGUGAGAGGAAAAAGUUCUUUUUUCUCUGUCACUUUCAAUAAUGGGGGAAAUAUUGUUGGUUCUAACUGUACAUCUGUUGUUUUGAAAUCCAAAUUCAACCCAUCUUAUCUUCCUUACUCUUGCCAUCUUGACCUGACCAACAAAAGCCAAGAUAUAAACAUUGCUGAUAUCUUUACAAUUAUUCCCCAUUUUGAUUAUGAAAAGGGUUUGCAUGGCUGCCUGGUAACAACAGUCCCCUCACAUCAUAGGGCAGUCCAGAUUGCACAGUUUGAGUCAGACAUCACCCUUGUUGUUCGUGUGCCUGAAACACAAGGACAACCAGAUGUUUUGUCAUCUGUUUUGUCUCUGAGCUUUAUCCCAGCUUUUCAUGUACACAACCAUGAACUACAUCUCUCCACUACAUCGCCCCAGGCCUUUCUUAAGAUCACUGCAUCACCUAAAACCCUCCCUGAUUUGGAGAUUUCUGUAAAUGAUGCCACCCUAUUGCAAGCUAAGAGUAAAGAACCGAUUUCCAACAACGUUGUACAGUUUCCAGUGAUGUUGAUAGAAUCAGUUAUUUUGUGGAAUAAAGAGGAGUUUGACUUGUGGGUUGAGAUAACUAAUAAGCACAUUGGCCAUACAGUUAGAAUCCCUAUCUACGUCAAGCUUAUUGGACAGAAACCAGAAAUGGCAGGUUUUUAUCAUUACCACCAUGAACUGAGUUGGUCCAACCUUUUGAAAUCCACCUUCAGCAAUUACCAAUCAUGGUUUAUUAUCUGCGUAAUUGUUCUGUUGAUUGCUGGUGCUGUGCUAGUGGGAUACAAUGCUUUAGUGAGUCAUCGUUACAAAACAUCUGAUAAAUCAAAUGUUUUUAUGACUAAAGGAGGAAUGAGUCCCACGCCUUCCUCUUCUUUCAUCCAGCAAUCAACACCAUUAGGCUCUGCAUCUUACACUGGUAGAUCAUCGCCUACUUCACCAAAGUUAUGGUCUGUUUCAUAUAAUCAGCAGGAUUCAAGAACUUCACCUUACAAAAGAAACCCUUACCCAUUCUCUCUUUCUCCCAAGUCAUGAUAAUUGUAAGAACUCUGGUGUGAUUGGAUUGAAUGUUGAGAGAAAAAUGUGUAUUUCAAAUGGACUGAUGCUGUGUUGUAUGAAUGAAUAUUGGAUUCUUUUCAUCUCUUUAUAUGGAAAUGAACAUUUCUUGCAUUGUUGUGGUGCUACAUUACAAAAAAAGUGUUAAUGCAGGGAAGUUUAGAAUGUCUAAAUUGAAUAAGUGCCUGGUUUUAGUUUUGUAUUUGUAGUAAAAAGUACUUCAUGAUAGUAGCGAAAGGAUUUUACUGUUUUUUAAAUUUUGUAAAUAUCAUGUUUAUCUGCUUAUGAAUUAGUUUCACCCAGUUGUGUUUUAUUAAAGGUCAAUUUUAA